UGUAUGUAGCGCAGGCGGCUCUCACUGCUGCAGCGUCAGGGAAGAGCCGCCGAGAGAGGCUCUAGCAGCUCACACCACUUUGGGCAAACUUGCCGCUUUACUGCUUUUUUUUCCCCCUCUCCCCCUUCUGAUUAUUUGAUUUUCGCGAGUGGGAAGCCUCGCCGUUGCCAUUCAGCCCCGGCGAGCCCGAGCCGCCGUGCCGGGAGAGCGACUGCCCCGCACUGCUCGCGGACACACGCGAGGGGCUUCGCUGCACAACCGCCGGUUUCCCGCAGCCGAGGACCCCGCUGCCUGCUCGCCUUUCGUCUGCAAAUAGGACUCUGCUUUUUUAAAAUUUUAUAUUUUUUUUAAUCGCAUCAUCGCUCCCCCCAUUCCUCCCUCCCUCCCUGUCUUCCGCCUCUACGGAUGUAAUUGAGAAUCUGUGUGAAUUCACGUGGGGGAUCCAGUUACAGCUUGUUCCGCUCCGGGGAGAUUCAAUCAGAAUCGCCUUUUGGACACGCAUCCUGGUUACUAACCUUUGCACUGCAAGGAUCAAGUUCAGCUCCGGUCCUCGCAUUGGGACGGUCAGGGAAGCGGCGGGAGACUGCAAUCUCACUCGCGAGCCGCCCCGCGCCGCAGCCCCGCGCUGCCCGCAGCCCGGCGGCGCGGAUGCAGGUAAGGCGCCCGCCCGCCGACUGCGGCUGCACGAGCCCCAAACUUGGGACCGGCGGGUGCCCGGCGGAUGUGCCUCGCUCCAGCCCCGCACCGCUCCGGCUCCUGCGGGUUUUGUAGCGCUGCUUUGUGACUAAUGACCUUGCGCAGAGUUGUUCACAAAAAAAAAGAAAAAAAAAAUCCUCUCUGAACAUUUGAGGAAGAUGGAUCUGGGUGCUUGUCUGCCGAGCAAAGGGACUGCUCUGUAAUACCACGGCUCCUCUGCCGCCAAGUGCAUCACUGGGAUUUUGCAUUGUAUUUUCUAUUCUUUCAUUUUCUUUUUUCUUUUUUUUCCUUCCCUCCCCCUCUCCAUUGCUAAGAGGAUUUGUGGAGUUUUCCGGGCACGAGCCCUUUGAAUGAAGCGAUUCACAUUUUUCCAGCCACCCCCCCCUGCGUAUGCGGAGGGAGGGAGGGAGGCAGAGAAAAGCUUAAUGCCUCGGUCAUAAAGGGCUGGGAGAGAAAAGAGUGCGAUCUACUUAACUCGAGCGGCGAGGAAGACGACCUGGGGGGCUUCGGUUCGCACUCUGCAGCUCCGGCUUUUAUUGCAAACCUUGCAAAGUGAUUACAGUAAAAUCGGAGAGGAGGAGGAAAAGGAGGAGGAGGAGGAGGAGGAGGAAAAUCCUGUCCUAUCUGCCGAGAUGAAUCUUUAAACAGCAGCGCACGCUGUCCCGUGAACUGCGAGUGCCUCGCAACUGGGAGAGGAGCCGCCGCCAGGGCUCCGGCCACCGCUUGCACCGGCUCCGGGACCACAAGUUUGCAGCCGCGGGAGGCUUUUCUCGCCGCUCGCCCGCGUACCCGGUGGCCGCCCGGGGGAGUGUGCGGGGGGGGCGGGCGAGAGGGGGCUGGGGUGCAGAGAAGAUGAGGAAGAUGCGGACUCUCCUGGGUUGCAUGCGCUGCUGCUGCUGCUGCUGCUGCUUCCUGCUGCUCCUGCCUCCUCCGCUCUGGCUUAGCCUGGCCGCGGCCAAGCAGCUGCUGAGGUACCGGCUGGCCGAGGAGGGACCCGCCGACAUCCGCAUCGGCAACGUGGCCUCCGACCUGGGCAUCGUGACGGGCUCGGGCGAGGUGACGUUCAGCCUGGAGUCCGGCUCCGACUACCUGAAGAUCGACAACAUGACCGGGGAGCUGAGCACCACGGAGCGGCGCAUCGACCGCGAGAAGCUGCCGCAGUGCCAGAUGAUCUUUGACGAGAACGAGUGCUUCCUGGACUUUGAGGUCUCGGUGAUCGGCCCCUCACAGAGCUGGGUGGACCUCUUCGAGGGCCGGGUCAUCAUCCUGGACAUCAACGACAACACGCCCACCUUCCCGUCGCCCGUGCUCACCCUCACGGUGGAGGAGAACCGGCCCGUGGGGACGCUCUACCUGCUGCCCACCGCCACCGACCGCGACUUCGGCCGCAACGGCAUCGAGCGCUACGAGCUGCUGCAGGAGCCCGGCGGCGACGGGGGCAGGCGCGGCGGCGGCGGUGGGGCGGGCUCGGCCGCGGCGCCCGCCGACGGCGCCCUCUACCCCGGCGGCAGCAAGCGGCGGCAGGAGGCGGACGGCGCCGGGCGCAGCACCGUCUUCGAGCUGCAGGUGGCCGACACGGUGGACGGCGAGAAGCAGCCGCAGCUGAUCGUCAAGGGUGCGCUGGACCGUGAGCAGCGGGACUCCUAUGAGCUGAGCCUGCGGGUGCGGGACGGCGGCGAGCCGGCGCGCUCGUCCCAGGCCAUCCUGCGGGUGCUCAUCACCGACGUGAACGACAACAGCCCGCGCUUUGAGAAGAGCGUGUACGAGGCGGACCUGGCGGAGAACAGCAGCCCCGGGACGCCCAUCCUGCAGCUGCGGGCCACCGACCUGGACGUGGGGGUGAACGGGCAGAUCGAGUACGUCUUCGGGGCGGCCACCGAGUCGGUGCGGCGCCUGCUGCGGCUGGAUGAGACCUCGGGCUGGCUCAGCGUCCUGCACCGCAUUGACCGCGAGGAGGUCAACCAGCUCCGCUUCACCGUCAUGGCCCGCGACCGGGGCCAGCCGCCCAAGACCGACAAGGCCACGGUGGUGCUGAACAUCCGGGAUGAGAACGACAAUGUGCCCACCAUUGACAUCCGCAAGAUUGGGCGCAUCCCGCUGCGGGACGGCGUGGCCAGCGUGGCCGAGGAUGUGCUGGUGGACACGCCGGUGGCACUGGUGCAGGUGUCUGACCGCGACCAGGGCGAGAACGGUGUGGUGACCUGCACUGUGGUGGGGGACGUGCCCUUCCAGCUCAAGCCGGCCAGCGAGAGUGAGGGUGAGCCGCAGAACAAGCGCAAGUACUUCCUUCACACCUCUGCACCGCUCGACUAUGAGGCUGUCCGCGACUACCAUGUGGUGAUCGUGGCUGUGGACUCAGGCAGCCCCAGCCUGUCAAGCAACAACUCGCUGCUCGUGCGUGUUGGCGACACCAACGACAACCCACCUGUGUUCGGCCAGGCUGUGCUAGAGGUGUCCUUCCCCGAGAACAAUGUGCCAGGUGAGCGAGUGGCCACGGUGGUGGCCACAGAUGCGGACAGCGGCAAGAACGCUGAGAUCGCCUACUCUCUGGAGCCGUCGCCAUUGUCAGCUGAGACACUUGGCGGCCUCUUCAGCAUCGACCCCGACUCUGGGGAUGUGCUGGUGCAGGCCGUGCUGGAUCGUGAGCAGCGUGACACCUAUGAGUUCCAGGUGAUGGCCCGCGACAAGGGUGUGCCGGUGCUGCAGGGCUCCACCACUGUGGUGGUACGUGUGGCAGACCGCAAUGACAAUGAGCCGCGCUUCAUGCAAGAUGUCUUCACCUUCUAUGUGAAGGAGAACCUGCAACCCAACAGCCCUGUGGGCAUGGUGACUGUCAUGGAUGCUGACAAGGGCCGCAACGCUGAGCUCAGCCUGUCCAUCCAGGCUGGUGAGCAGGAUGGUGCAGCUGGCAUCUUCUCCAUUGAGAAUGACACGGGCACCAUCUACUCUACCAUGUCCUUCGACAGGGAGCAGCAAACCAGCUACACCUUCAGGGUGAAGGCGGUGGAUGGCGGAGAACCACCCCACUCAGCCACUGCCACUGUGUCCCUCUUCGUCAUGGAUGAGAAUGACAAUGCACCCACCGUCACCUUCCCCAGCAACAGUUCCUACACUGUGCUGCCACCCUCCAGCAACCUGCGCACUGUGGUGGCCACCGUGGUGGCCACUGACACUGAUGCUGGCCUCAACGCUGACCUCAACUACAGCAUUGUAGGUGGCAACCCCUUCAGGCUCUUUGAGAUCGACCCAGCCAGUGGUGUUGUGUCACUUGUGGGCAAGCUGGAGCCCAAGCACUAUGGCCUCCACCGUCUCGUGGUUCAGGUGAAUGACAGCGGUCAGCCACCCCAGGCCACCACCGCCUUGCUUCAUGUCUUUGUUAACGAGAGCCUCUCCAAUGCCACCGUGGUGGAGAGCCAGGUGGCCCGCAGCCUGCACACGCCCCUGGCCCAGGACAUUGCUGGUGACCCUAGCUAUGAGCUGAGCAAGCAGCGCCUCAGCAUAGUCAUCGGUGUUGUGGCUGGCAUCAUGACUGUCAUCCUGCUCAUCCUGGUGGUGGUCAUGGCCCGCUACUGCCGCUCCAAGGGCAAGCAUGGCUACGAGGCUGGCAAGAAGGACCACGAGGACUUCUUCACCCCACAGCAGCAUGACAAGGCCAAGAAGCCCAAGAAGGACAAGAAGGGAAAGAAGGGCAAGCAGCCUCUCUACAGCAGCAUCGUCACCGUUGAGGCCUCCAAGCCCAAUGGGCAGCGCUACGACAGUGUCAACGAGAAGCUCUCCGACAGCCCCAGCAUGGGCCGCUACCGCUCGGUCAAUGGUGGGCCAGGCAGCCCUGACCUGGCCCGGCAUUACAAAUCCAGCUCUCCACUGCCUACUGUCCAGCUGCACCCGCAGUCCCCCACCGCCGGGAAAAAGCACCAGGCUGUGCAGGAACUGCCCCCGGCCAACACUUUUGUGGGGGCAGGAGACAACAUCUCCAUCGGAUCGGACCACUGCUCCGAGUACAGCUGUCAAGCCAGUGGCAAGUACAGCAAGCAGCCAUUUCGUAGAGUGACGUUUUCUGUUGUGAGUCAGCCUCAGGACCCACAUCAAGGGUCAUUGCAGAGUUGCUAUGACAGCGGUCUGGAGGAGUCAGAAACACCAAGCAGUAAGAGUUCAUCAGGGCCAAGACUGGGUGCCCUUCCACUCCCAGAGGACAACUACGAAAGGACUACGCCGGAUGGCAGUGUUGGUGAGGCAGAGCAUAUGGAAAAUGAUUCAAGGCCUCUACCAGAUGUAGCCCUGACGGGGAAGUGUACCCGAGAGUGUGAUGAAUAUGGCCACUCUGAUUCCUGCUGGAUGCCAGUUCGCACUUCACCUGAAAGAAAGCAGAAGAGCCAGCCAAAACUCUCCACGUUCAUGCCUGUUGAUGAACGAGGCAGUCAGGAAAAGCUGGCCAAUGGAGAAGCCUCCCUCAUGGGUGAUCGCAACAGAAACCUCCUUAACAAAAAGUUGACCUCAUCCUAUGAGACCUUCAGUGCAGCUAGUUUCAGCAAAAACGAGGAAGCCAAUCCAGAGGAUAUUCCCCUCACACAGACAGGGGAAUACAAGCCAUCUCCUGUCAAUACCCUAACGAGAAGAGAAGUUUACCUGUAGGCUAAAAAGAAGCAACAACAAAGUUCUUUCAUGUAUAAGAAGGAAAAGGGGCAAAAAUCUUUAAAUCAAAACAGUCUAACUCAAACAAAUAAAGGGGAAUAAAAAAGAGGGGGCCACCAAAGAGACAAAAGAUUUGCCUGCCACUUCUGCCUCCACAGCGGGCAUUUAACUAUACUGUCUGCUUGACUAUACUAUACAAUGUAGAAACCAUUGUUGUUACUUGCAUGUCUAAUCCCCCUCACUGAUUUUUAUUUUCCUAAAUUUAUGUUUGCAAAUUCCUUUCAUGGUAACAAGUCUGAUUAAAAGACCACAACACACUGUUGUUACCCCUCUGCAGAAGCAUGAUUUAAGCCACUCGUAUUUUGUUUGAUUGUCAUCUGGCUUGUUAUGGAAAACAGGUCAGGAAAAAUAUAUUCCAGACAUAUCAUCUGAAUAUUGCUGAUCCCCAUCAGGGAUGAUCCUUCAGAAAUCAUACAUAUAUUGAGGUAAAUACAAAAGGAGAACCAUUAAUAGGCACUUUGUGAAGAUCACAGCUUUAAUAUUCUCACCUGGGGCUGGAAGCAGCAGAAAUAUAUUCAGCCUGAGACUGCAGUCCAAAACGUGGCAUAUUUCCCUAUGAAUCAUGAACUCUGGGUUCUGUUUUAUCUGUAGAAUGAACUUUCUCUCUCUUUUUCUCUCUCUCUUGUUCUAUCUGAAGGCUUACUGAAACAUAAGUAAUAUUAGUAUCAUAUGUACCAUAGCAUACUAAUGAUAAGCUGUUAAACUCGUGUUAUUUUGGACAAGACCAACAUCUAGCUGGGAUGAUCGUAAUAACUAAAAGGCCAAAGAUCACACAAUGGAUCAGGGGAAUUGCUAAGUAUUUGGGCUUGACUUAGAAACCUAAUGUACCCACAAAUGCACGCAUAUACACAAACACAUUCAGUUACAUUUUGCACAGCAGCAUAGUUCACAAGCCCAAAUGACAUCCUUCUUUUUCAAACGGAUUUUAGUUGAAUACCCAAAGGAACUGAAAUGAUGAUUUUGCUCAUUAUGACAUGAUAUGCUACAGCAGAUGUUGUAUGAUAUGAUACUACCAGUUCCAGGGAAUUUUAUUAGAGAGGUUAAAAUUAAAUAUACUUAUAUAUUUUUAAAGUGGAGGCUGUUUUUGUGAGACCCAGAAUAUGUUUUGGGAAUGGAAAGAAAAGGAGAGUGGUGGGAUGCAGUGGCAAGAGCUUAUUGCAAGUUAAGUACAAUGGUGUCUUCUCAAAGCGCAAGGAAUGCUUGCUAAAUCUUUUGUCAUCAGCAAUGCAGAUUACCAAUUGCUUUUGUCAAAUGUACAAUGCAGGUUUUCUUGAAACACAAGUGCAUUAAAGCUGAGUCCGGUGCAAUACAAAACCAAUGUCGAGACUCAAAAACAUUUAGGUCAGGUGACAAAUGGCCUGACUGACUUGAUCACUGACACGAUACAUUUAUAGUAGAUUGAGACAAGUCACAAGGUACCCAAACUAAGGAUGAUAGCUAAAUUCUAUGGGUUGUGACAGCUCUCACAACAUACACUUCUUAAAAGGCAUAGGAAAUGAAUAAGAUUUUUUUGUGCAAUAAAAAGCGACAAAGUGUGCAACAUUUGAGCAGGUCGCUUUGUAGCUGAUGAUGUAGUAAUAAUUAAAAGCUGAGCUUGGACAUUCAGAUGAAACUGACAAUCGAUCAACACAGUGAGGAUAGCUUGAGAAAGGUGCAAACAUUCAAAUCCUUGGGUGUUUUUACCUGGCAUUAAGGCAUGGGUAGAAGGCUCUCUAGUAGAUUGUAGUCACAAUGUAGCUUUGGGUAGUUUCUUGCUUUGAAAAAUUACAUAGAUUACAAUGUUAAACAGCCUGAAAUAUAGGUUGAUAAAUCAAAACAACUCAUCACAACAUUCACUUUUCAAAUAUUCUUCUCCUCUGUAUAGUGGGGUGCCCUUUUUGGCCAUAAUAUUCUUCCCUUUCUUAAGUUUACUGUUCAUUUUACAGUUCAUUUCUGUAUAGCAGUUAUGAUGAAUGGGCACGUUAUGAAGAAAAUAUUAAAUCAAAGAUUAAUAAUGAUUGAACAUGGUUUAUGUUUAAUUAUUAUCUAAAUUAUGGAGAGAUGCAAACUAGUACUUUGUUAUGAGACUGCAUAGAGCAGUUAUUGCUUUGUAUAAUCUGUAAGUAUCUGUUAAGAAAAAAAUGCUUCUAAAGAUGCUUAUGUAAUGUAUACAUAUUUUCUUGCACGUUUCAACAGAAUACACAAUUGCAUAACACAGAUGUUCAACAAAACUUUUUAUUUAAUAAGAAUUUAUUUUACUUAAUACUACACUCAAAAUCACUAGAUAGCUUGUUUCAAUAUAUCUUUAAGCCCUUUUUUCUACAAAGCUAUUAAUAUGGGUCAUAGAAGACCUUCAGAUUAAAUGGAUCAGCAGUCACUCACCAAUUUUGCACCACAUAAAAGAUAGCCAUGCCAUUAAGUAAUUUACUUGUGUGCAUCUCCUUAGAAAUAAAAUGGGUGUGAAAGAAUUAAAAAAAAAUCAAUGUACUGUAAGUAUUCACAGUAAUUCUAGUAGAACUAGCCAUCAUAACAUGUUGAUUAUUCUUAUGACCUGGCAUGACACAGAAUAUAUUUUGUGUUCGUAUUUUUUUUUAAAUUUGAAAUAGGUUAAAUCUGGUGCCACUUCAUAUAUAGAGUGCUUUUGUAAAAAAAAUACAUAAAUAAAAUAAAGCUAAAUAAAAUGAAAAAAAAAUUAGGGUGAAUGCAAAAUAUGCAACUGUGCCUUUUAUACCCGUUGUUAUGAAAAAAUGGUGUUGGGUUUGAACACUGAGGGGAAAUGGGCUAUUCCCAACUUUUUUGAAUCUGUAUAUUUACCCUUGUUUAUUUUCUGAGAAAUUAUAAAUAAUAUAUUUAAAAACAAGCUUUCUGUCAAACUCAGAUAAUGGACCAGUCUUAUCUUUCAUUAUUAAUAUAAGCUUGUGGUUUAGGUAUAUACUCUGUCCUUCCUUCCUUCCUUCCUUUUCUUUUGUUGCCUCGAAGGCUAUGAUAAGGCGAAUAGCAUACUUUUGUUAGAAUCUGUCAUCAGUUCAUUUUACCAGGGAAUUGUUUUUUGGGAUUUUUUAAAAUUGCUUUUAGCUGCCAUUCCAUUUGGUUGGACAAUAUAAGAAUCAUCCUGCUUUUUCCUUUCCUUCCAUGGGGAUCUAAAAUGAACUUUGCAUGUAUUUUACAUUAGGACACACUUAUAUACCUUUGUAUAUAUUAGAAAAGUCAAUAUCUUCAGUCUAAGAUCUAAGGCUCAUUCUGAUUCUCCAGAUCUACUAUAUUUAUUCAAUAUGGUUUCUGACUGGCCUGCUGCCUGAGUUUCAGGAAAACAACAAAAAAUGCAAAAAAACCAAAAAAAAGAAAAACCACAAAAAAAAAACAACAAAAACAACAAAAAAGAAAGGUAGACAUUAUUUUUGUGUGGGGAAGAGCUAAAAUGGGAGCAAAGACACUUGGCUGAAAGGCUACCCUAGGAAGUUGUCAGUUAGAGAAAGGCCAAAUGAAAUUGCCACAAAUAUAGUUAGCACUGAAAGACUUCUAAGGAUCUUGAACAAAAAAACAGGUAUACUUAUGUUGUAUUGGUGACACACAGUUUUUUUUUUUUAAGAAAUGAAAGAGAGGAGAUGAAUGACAUAAGAGAUGAAAAUGGUUUAGCAAUUCAGUUGUGUUGCUGCCCGAGGAGUGAAACACUUGGAAGAAGGCAUCAUUCCUAGCUACCUAGGGUAUACUUUCAGACAACUUUUUUCCUAAAUUUUAAAGCACUUGCAUUCAGUGUGGUACGAUCUGUUUGUAAUAUUAAUCAUUGACUAUUGUUCUGCAACUUGGAUGUUGAUAGUGAAGCAGAGAACAAUUUAUCAUUGUUUAUUAUGAGUCACUAUGCACGCAACUAUGCUAAACAUGGCAAAAUGUAUUAAACGCUAGUCCACCUCUAUUUAUGAAAUAUUUACAUAAUUUAAUUUGCUUUUGUACAGUUUUAUGUAAAUAAAUUGCUUGUCAUUUUUGUCUCUGCAAAUUAAAAUAUAACAUGUUCAAAUGGUU
Alligator mississippiensis (American alligator) is the source of this 9387-nucleotide messenger RNA. It is a transcript of the gene PCDH7, whose product is annotated as protocadherin 7. The record is from RefSeq and is a predicted model, not a curated record. NCBI's taxonomy places the organism in Eukaryota, Metazoa, Chordata, Crocodylia, Alligatoridae. Gene Ontology annotation, biological process: homophilic cell-cell adhesion. Gene Ontology annotation, cellular component: plasma membrane. Gene Ontology annotation, molecular function: calcium ion binding. Bases 1549 to 5328 code for a protein of 1259 amino acids. The transcript has 3 exons.